Spodoptera littoralis (African cotton leafworm) is the source of this 579-nucleotide messenger RNA. NCBI's taxonomy places the organism in Eukaryota, Metazoa, Arthropoda, Insecta, Lepidoptera, Noctuidae. The record is from the annotation of a GenBank genome assembly.
AUGUAUUGUGACUGGCCAACUUUGGGGCGGUGUUGCUUUUGCAUGCCGUUAAGAAGAGGAAUUCUUACUUUCGGAUACAUUAAUUUAAUAUUCAGUGCGUUCAUGGUGGGAGUGUACAGUUACUCAGUGCACACAGAAUUAGGUUUGUUCGCGAUAUACCAUGGGACGACCGUGGGAGCGUCUGUGCCUGAAGGAGCGUGUGUCUUCAUCUACUGUGUAGAAUUAAUCUUCACUGCUAUUUUAUUAUAUGGAACACAUAAGAAACUAAUAACCUACAUAAGGGUAUACUACUACUUCGCCCUGACCACGACUGUGGCGUCCUGUCUCGUGCAGAUCUUGGACUUCACUAUAGCUGUCAGCACCAGAGUAGGAUUGUACAUGAUUUUUGAGGUUCUACCUCUUAUGUUCGCCUCAAUGUCCAUCCAAAUCUACCUCAUCAUUCUAAUAAGGAGUCUAUUAAAGAAGAUGGAGCAGUCAGGUCCUCAUGGAUAUGAGAACCAGCUCCAACAGAUAGUGUACGAAGGGAAGGUGGAAUCCAAUGGAGUCUACGACCCUACCGUGGUGCCGGUAGACGUGUAG